AUGUCGAAGCGUAAGUUGGACAAGUUUGAGAUGGUAGAGUCCAGCGCUGAGAAGAGGACUAGAAUUGCACAUGCCGGAAAUCCACCUCAUGGCUCUGACGAUGAUACAUCAUCCAAUGAUGAAGGAAUCACUUCCGCUGCCGCAUCGAUUGAUAUUGACCCUGCCGAUGAAAACGAGGACGAAGGGCCCGAAGAUCGUGGAGAAUUGGAGGUCACGGAAGAAGAAUACAUAAUUCCUUACACGAUGCGCACAUCAAUCACAGAGGAAGAGUGUUCAGAAUGGACACAAUUAAUUCACGUACAAGCCAUGCACAAAGGAAAGGAAAUUGGUAGGGCAGAUGGUCGCUAUAUCGAUCGAGACCAGAUCAGGGAAUACUUCUACGAUGCUAUGGACGAACCUUCGCAAGAUACAUUAGACCUAGCGACCGAACUGUUCGAUACCAGAGGCCGACUGAAGUCAGAGCUUAGAGCUGGCGAAGGAUCUGGGAUAUGGGGAAAUGAGAUGAAUACAGGCGGCCUCCUAUUGUUGCAGACUAUCCAUGUCGAGAAAGCAUGGUGA
Messenger RNA from Mollisia scopiformis, 558 nucleotides. RefSeq lists its product as uncharacterized. The record is from RefSeq and is a predicted model, not a curated record. The transcript has 2 exons. NCBI's taxonomy places the organism in Eukaryota, Fungi, Ascomycota, Leotiomycetes, Helotiales, Mollisiaceae. The coding region runs from base 1 to 558 and encodes 185 amino acids.